GUUAAGAGGAUGUUUCUUAAACAAUAAGAAAAUGAUUCACAUUAAAUAAACCUUAGGGUGAGGAAAACAAAUAAUUCAUACGCAAGAAAAUUUCAAGCACAUGAAAUGUAUCGUUUUUCAGCAUCAUACUGGUUCAAAGUUGCCCUCACAUCAAGUUUAAAUGAACAGUAAUUAAUAGUAUAUAAUAUUUGAAAGGAUAUUUGAAUCGAAAUAAUUAUAUAAAAGCAUAAAAUGACGUCGUAUUUGGAAGAUUGGCGGGACUUUUUGAUUAUUGGACUUUAUUUUGCUUUCGUUCUCGCCGUUGGUUUGUCUUCUGCAUGCAGAAAGAACCGAGAGUCGGUAAAGGGCUAUUUCCUUGCAGGCAGGAACCUCCAUUGGUUACCGAUUGGGUUUUCGUUGUUUGCUAGUAACAUCGGCAGCGAACAUUUCAUUGGAUUGGCUGGUAGUGGUGCCAAAUCUGGGAUUGCCGUCGUUGCUUUUGAGUGGGGGGCUGUAUUGCUGCUGUUGCUGUUAGGAUGGCUCUUCCUACCCGUGUAUCUCACCUCAGGGAUUUACACGAUGCCGGAAUAUCUGGAGAAGCGUUUUGGGGGCAGAAGACUUCGGACAUAUUUGAGUGUCAUAUCCACACUACUUUACAUUAUGACAAAAAUAUCAGUUGAUGUGUUCGCGGGUUCAGUGUUUAUACAACAGGCAUUAGGAUGGAACACGUACAUUUCAAUAUCAGCGAUUCUAGUUGUCACCGGUCUUUAUACAGUCAUAGGCGGAUUAUCGGCCGUGGUGUUCACUGAUACUCUGCAGACUGUUAUCAUGCUGACAGGAUCAUCCAUUCUUGCUGCAAUGGCAUACGUAAAAGUCGGAGGUCUUUGGGCCCUUGAAUACAAAUACCCAAAAGCUUAUCCAACUUCAUUCGAGCCAAAGGAAGGAAGUAUGUGCGGUCUUCCCCGGGAGGAUGCGUUCCACAUUUUUCGCGACCCCGUUAAUUCUGACCUUCCCUGGCCCGGGGUAGUAAUAAGGUCCACUCUGGCUUCGCUUUGGUACUGGUGUACUGAUCAGGUAAUCGUUCAAAGAACGCUAGCGGCCAAAAAUAUUGGACAUGCUCGUGGUGCUACAAUUGUGGCCGGAUAUCUCAAAAUCCUCCCAUUGUUCCUAAUUAUUUUUCCUGGAAUGAUCAGCCGAGUUCUCUUCCCUGAUGAGGUGGCAUGUGUUGAUCCAAAGGUCUGUAUGAGUGUGUGUGAUAACGAGAAUGGAUGUUCCAAUAUUGCCUAUCCAAAACUGGUCCUGGAACUGGCUCCAAUAGGACUAAAAGGUCUUAUGAUGGCUGUGAUGUUAUCCGCGCUUAUGAGCUCACUUACAUCCGUGUUUAACAGUGCAGCGACGCUUUUCACCAUGGACAUUUGGAAGAAAAUAAGAAAAGAUGCAUCAGAGAAGGAACUGCUAAUAUCAGGACGUGUUUUCAUUCUUUUUCUGGUCGGUCUAAGUAUUGCAUGGGUUCCGCUAAUAAAGUCCGCCCAGGGCGCACAAUUGUUCAUCUACAUUCAAGCUGUCACUGGUUACAUUGCGCCACCUCUAUGUGUAAUAUUCCUACUGGGUGUUCUGGUUCCGAGAAUAAACGAAGAGGGUGCAUUUUGGGGUAUGCUGAUUGGCCAAUUGAUUGGAAUAACCCGUCUGGUAUUGGAUUUUGUUUAUCCGGCACCGAAAUGUGGGGAACCUGAUCAUAGGCCCGUCGUUGUUUCUGCGGUGAACUUUACCUACUUCUCUGGAAUACUGUUGGUUGUUUCUACGGUGAUAGCCGUUGGGUUAAGUUUCUGUACGGCUAAACCCAACUACGAAAAGUUGAAAGGACUGACUGUGUGGAGCGUUCAUAAACUUGGAGUAAAACGCAACAAACUAGCACACAGAAGACUAACAAUAGUCAGCGCCACGCCGAGCAGCGUUUCCAUGGAAAUGAAUACUUUUAGAAAUGGUGGAUCACGGCUCACUGACGUGUCUAAAACAAUUCACCGCACCAGCAAGAUAGACGUGGAACAACUUGGUGAAGAUUUGCUAGAGACUGAAAUGUCUGAAAGAUACAAGGAGACCAUGACUAUAUCUGGUGCGGUCAGUCUCUUCUUGAACUGCAAUGCUGUGAUACUGAUUUGCGUUUUUAUUCUGGCGUAUGCGUUAUUUGCUUAAACAGUUUCGGAAUACGCCUCUUUCCUAUACAUUUUGGUGUGAUGCAUUGACAUUUUUGUUGCCGGCUGCUAUUGAUUCUAUGAGACGGGAGAGAAAACGAGUUGUUGUAUCACCUCAUUCGUGAGCGUAAAAUGUUAUUCUUAAAAAGCACAGACUAAGACAUGCUCACAUGGUCAAAUGCCAGUUUAGGUAACAAUAUAUUUAUAAAGACCAAGUAGUUUGUGAUCCUUCACGUGUUCUUUGUAUAUUAUAUUGUAUUCACUAAGUGGGUAGUUUUAUACUGUUCCAAUUAAUAUGCGUGUUGAUUUAGCAAGAUGCUAUGACGUACUAUUUACUUUUAACUACAAAGUAUUCAUACACUUCGUACCUUGCAUCUAAUGCUACUCAGGAAAACACUCGUUGUUACGUAGUUAUACAUUAGAAAUAAACAUGGCAAAUAUA
Mya arenaria is the source of this 2613-nucleotide messenger RNA. RefSeq names its product sodium/myo-inositol cotransporter 2-like. Lineage: Eukaryota; Metazoa; Mollusca; Bivalvia; Myida; Myidae. Gene Ontology annotation, molecular function: D-glucose:sodium symporter activity. Gene Ontology annotation, biological process: transmembrane transport. Gene Ontology annotation, cellular component: plasma membrane. Bases 232 to 2172 code for a protein of 646 amino acids. The record is from RefSeq and is a predicted model, not a curated record. The transcript has 15 exons.